AAACUGAUAGCUAACGUCAGUGUCAGGUGAAAUUAAAAUAACCUCAAUUUUUAUGGAAAAACAAACACAAAAUGCUUCGAAACUUUGUUAAUAAAUUGUGCUUCAAUAACUUCGGUUGUGGAUUUCACACUUCAGCUCGUUUAAAUGAAGUGCAACUGCUAACGAGGCUGCGCGUCGUUGAUAAUUCAGAAAUCGGCAAAAGAGCCAUGGCCGAGGGAAAACCUCCGAAAGUUAUAUGUGUAUAUAACAAAAAACGAAUAGGAUACAUUGGAGACAGAGUAAUGGUGGCUAUCAAGGGACAAAAGAAAAAAGGUAUACUUGUGGGUCUAAAGCAAACACAAAAAGUUAAAGUGCCUAAAUUUGACAGCAACAAUGUGGUGUUAAUAGACGACAAUGGCACUCCGCUGGGGACUCGCAUCCAUGUCCCCAUCCCCACCAUCCUGCGUACCAUACUGAAGGAGCGCACACACGCCAAGGGGGCCGACUACACCAAGUUACUGGCCAUUGCAACUAAAUUUGUUUAAUGUAUAAACUUUCCUACUUAGUAAUUUUAGUGUAAAUAAACUUAUGAAUAGUUCCA
Papilio polytes (common Mormon) is the source of this 580-nucleotide messenger RNA. It is a transcript of the gene mRpL14, whose product is annotated as 39S ribosomal protein L14, mitochondrial. Lineage: Eukaryota; Metazoa; Arthropoda; Insecta; Lepidoptera; Papilionidae. Gene Ontology annotation, biological process: translation. Gene Ontology annotation, molecular function: structural constituent of ribosome. The record is from RefSeq and is a predicted model, not a curated record. The transcript is spliced from 2 exons. Bases 72 to 524 code for a protein of 150 amino acids. Gene Ontology annotation, cellular component: mitochondrion; ribosome.